Molecule: messenger RNA, 1524 nt
Organism: Solenopsis invicta (red fire ant)
Lineage: Eukaryota; Metazoa; Arthropoda; Insecta; Hymenoptera; Formicidae
Product: ribonuclease H1
Exons: 8
Coding region: 261-1217 (318 amino acids)
Biological process (GO): DNA replication, removal of RNA primer
Molecular function (GO): nucleic acid binding; RNA-DNA hybrid ribonuclease activity; magnesium ion binding
Source: RefSeq, a predicted model, not a curated record
UCUACCAUGCUGUUACUCUCACUCAAAUGUGAUCGUUUGGUUAAGUGUAAUCAUAACCUUCACAUUUUCAAAUUUGUCCUUUUUAUUAUUUUCUGCAUGUGAGAUAGUUGUUAUUAAAGUUCUUAUAAUAAGAAUUCUAGUUGUUAUAUGCUGAUAGUAAAAAAGAUAAAGAACUAUUAGUAAAAAGCUGUUCUAAAAGAUUACUUGACUUUUCAUCAGAAGAUUCAGGAAACUAAAAAUUAUCUGUAUUGAAUAAAUUGAUGAAAUUAAAUUUUGUAUCUAUAGCAAGGCAUUAUUUCUUAAGCAAAAUGCCUUACUAUGCAGUAGCCAGGGGUCUAAAACCUGGAAUUUAUGCCACUUGGGAUGAAUGCAAGAGUCAAGUUCAUAAAUUUCCUGGAGCGAUAUAUAAAAAAUUUAUAACAGAAAGAGAGGCUGAAAACUUCAUAAAAGAACGUUCCUCUUCAAUUAAAGGUACAAAUUCUACUAGAAUCCUUGCUUCAUCGAAAAUUGUUAAAUCCGUGAGCUCUCAAGCCCUGCCAGAACAAUUGUUUGCACUUGGUGGAAAGCAGUCUGCAAUCACUCAUACAAAACCAUUAUUAUUUUCAAAAAGAACUUUAUCGACAAGUAAUGAUAAUGAACAACCAAGUAAGAAGAGGAAAAUAGCAGACAUUUCAGAUAAUUGCCUCGAAUCAGCUCAGUAUCUUGAUCAGGAUGACAAAACGAAUUUUAUUGUGGAUGAAGAGGGUUACGUGAAUGUUUUCACGGAUGGCGCAUGCAGUUCAAAUGGGUACAAGAAUGCGCGAGCUGGUAUUGGUGUUUGGUUCAAAGACAAUCAUCCCUUAAAUGUAUCCAAACCAGUGGAAGGACGAUGUACCAACAACAUGGCAGAAAUCCAAGCUGUCACAGUUGCUGCAAGACAGGCAAAGAAAGCAGGAAUCAAGAAGCUAAAAAUCAACACAGAUUCCAAAUUCCUUAUUUCCUGCAUCACAAAGUGGAUGCCAAACUGGAAGAAAAAAGGGUGGAUCACAGCAAACAACAAACCAGUUAUAAACAAAACAGAGCUGCUAGAAAUGGAGAGAGAACUGGAGUCUUUGACCAUUGCUUGGAAUCAUGUAAAUGGACAUGUAGGAAUUUAUGGUAAUGAAAUGGCAGACAAGCUGGCAAAAGAAGGCUGCUUGCAAUGUCAAAGUCAAGAUAACAAAAUUAAUAAUAAUUAAAAAUAAAAGUAUUUCCUAAAUUAAGGAGUGUCCCAUUUGACCAUGUUGCAAUUGGCAGCUACUUAUAGCGAAACUUUUCUCUUAGAACAGUUUAUCAAAAUAUUUUAUAUUAAAUUAGCCAAUUAGCAACAUUAUUAAUUGGGUGUCAUCCUUAAAUUACUUAUUUUAUUUUUGUGUACACACACCCAUAUAUAUGUAAACUUUUCUAUAGAAAAUAUUGUAUAGGUAUUUAUUAUAAAAUUAAUGUAACGUAUAUAAUAUGUACUUUCUUUCUAUUGAAUAGACUAUUAUGAAAAAUAUAACACAA